UGGGAAAACAUACAGAAAUAAGUGAACUACCUGUGGCCACACAAUUUGAUGGCAAAGAAAGGAUCAAACCAAGGGAAUCCUGGCUCCAGAGUGCUCUUUUGGCUGCAACAUUGUAUGUCUUCAGUUUAGACAUUUUUUCACUUUUAUCUGGAAUUUAUCAGGAAGACAUCUGUGGUCAAUGUGAAUUUUCGUCUGUGUAGGUGACUACACAGACUUUCCUUUUCUUGUGUUUUGUUUGCAUUCUACUAUGUUUUAUUAGAUGCUACCAGAUGCUUUUACUUCAAAUAACUUUCCCAGACACACACAAGUGUAUUUAUUAAUUAAAUGAAAUAUCCAUAUGCAGAGUCUUUUUGUUCCUUUCACAAGUCUUUUUUCAGUUUUUAUUAAUAAUUCUCUCCUAUUUGUGAAAUCACUCUUUUUUAAAACAUUGUUGAUUUAUAUUUUGUUUUUGUAAUUCCAGUACUCCAUGUCUUGCUCUGUCUUGCCCAGGCUGGAGUGCAAUCACACUAUCUCAGCCCACUGCAGCCUCUGUCUCCCCAGUUCAAGCGAUUCUUCCACUUCAGUCUCCAGGGCAGCUGGGAUUACAGGUACCUGCCAUCAUGCAUGGCUAAUUUUUGUAUUUUUGUGGAGACAGAGUUUCACCAUGUUGGCCAGGCUGGUCUUGAACUCCUGAACUCAGAUGAUCCGUCCACCACAGCCUCCUAAAGUGCUGGAAUUACAGGUGUGAGCCACCACCCCCAGCCAUGUCAGUCUUUCUUAUCAUUUAAUAUCUGCCUUUCUGUAUCUCUGGAGAGCUACUCAAGUUUUAUCCUCCACAACCCUGUUUUAUCCUCCACAAUCCUCCAUGAAACCCAGUUUCAUGUCUCCAGCGCUCUUCUUAGCAGCCUUUCCUGUAACUUCUCAUCCUGGAACUGUUUUAAUUCCGGUGGGUAAAGCACUGCCCUGGCCUGACUCUGUUUAUCCUGAAGUGCUCCCUAAUGCUGUGGUCUUUUUCUGCUCCUCUUGGCAUGGCAGUGGACUCCUUCCACUUCAUCAGGUCAUCGCAAGGAGCUCAUUCAAUGAGCUGCUACCCGUUAGAUGGAGAAUCUGCAUAUCGGAUGGAUAGCAAGCAGAACAAAUCUUCAACCCCAUGUUUCCCUCACCACCAAAUCCAUUCAGCCUCUUCUACACAGGUCAAACUCAGUGCCAUGAAUGGAAACGCGACCUUGUCCAGUGGCUUUACCCUCCUGGGGCUCUUCACUCACAAUGAAGGCUCAGGGUUCUUUUUCGGUGUCAUUUGCGCCAUUUUCUUCAUGGCCGUGAUAGCUAAUGGACUCAUGAUCUUCCUGAUUCACAUAGACCCACAUCUCCACACCCCCAUGUACUUCCUCCUCAGCCACCUCUCCCUCAUCGACACGUUAUACAUCUCCACCAUUGUGCCCAAGAUGCUGGUGGAUUAUCUUGUAGGUGAGAGGACCAUCUCUUUCAUCGCCUGCACUGCUCAGUGCUUUCUCUACAUGGGCUUCGUGGGGGCUGAAUUCUUCCUGCUGGGGCUCAUGGCCUAUGACCGCUACGUGGCCAUCUGCAACCCGCUGCGCUAUCCUUUCCUCGUCAGCCAGCGGGUCUGCUGGAUGAUCCUGGCCAGCUCUUGGUUCGGCGGGGCUUUGGACAGUUUUCUCCUCACCCCCAUUACCAUGAGUCUCCCAUUCUGUGCCUCUCACCAAAUCAAUCACUUUUUCUGUGAGGCACCCACCAUGCUGAGGCUGGCCUGUGGGGACAAAGCUGCCUAUGAAAUGGUGAUGUACACGUGCUGUGUGGCAAUGCUGCUGAUCCCCUUCUCAGUGGUGACUGCGUCCUAUGCCAGGAUUCUCAGCACAGUGCAUCAGAUGACGUCAGCUGAAGGGAGGAAGAAGGCCUUGGCCACCUGCUCCUCACACAUGAUGGUGGUGACGUUGUUCUAUGGGGCUGCUUUGUAUACAUAUAUGCUUCCUGAAUCCUAUCACACUCCACUCAAAGACAAGGUCUUCUCUGGCUUUUACACCAUCCUCACCCCCUUAUUAAACCCUCUCAUCUACAGUCUGAGGAACAGGGAUGUGAUACGUGCCUUGAAGAGAGUUAUGGCAAGAUGUUGAGGGACCUCUGGUGUGAGGAGGGCAGAAUUCUGAUAGUUUAAAACCCCCACAUCCUGUUCAGGCACGUGUGGCGUUGCAUCACGAAUGACACGGACAAUGCUGGCAGGGACCGCCAAAGCCAGCUAUGCUGAAUGGGGUAUCAACAGCACUUCCAUCAGAAACGUGAAAUGCUGUGACAGUCACACACAAAAAAUGCCCGAGUUCUAGAAACACUACUUGGGUUUAUCCUUUUUCUGUUUGUACUGAUCCCGAUUCUUCUCUCAUAUCACUUCUCUGAUUGUGGCUUAUGUAUCUGAAUUCCCCAAAAUGUUAAGUUAACAUUAUAUGUUCUGACCAUCUUCAAUGGCCCCAUAAGAACUGGUGAUUUUGACCGCAUUGUUUAAACAAUCCAUCAAUUGACUUAUCAAAGGUGUAGGGAUGCCAGGGUUUGAAAGACAUUAGAAAGAGACUAAAUUGUCGUAAAACUGUAAAAGAAACCUACAUAGACUUACACCAAGAUUUGGAAAAUCCAAAUAUCUCUUCCUUGAGUAACAACUGAAAACACUCUAAAUUUGGAGCUAAAAAAUGAGUCAUGUGUUUUGUGGAAGUGCCAAGACUAAAGGUUUAUGGAAAAGGAGUCUGUAAUGUUGUUUUUUUAACACGGUAACUAAUUGUUACAUUGGAAGACACAGCGAAAGGUGGUUGAGAAAAAAAUUCCCUAUUAACUAGCAGUUUCUGUAACACCUUUUCAGCUUCUUCUCCAAUUCAUUUGCGUUUUUAGACUUCUGGAAUCCCUGUGUAGAUGUUAGCAUUGUUGGAGCUAUUUCUACCAACUUUUUUUCUUCCAAAUAAAUAGUGGGCAGCACAUCUUCCCUUCUCUGUAGCACUGGCUGUGGCAUUGGGUAACAUUACACAGUGGGGAGGAAAUACCCAGCUUUUCAUUUGAAAGUUAAAACCAAAAACCCUUUGCAAAAAUGACUUUGUCACCAGCGGUGCAAGUUUAGAAAUAAACAGGACCACGAAUGCUUCUGUCUUUC
This is a messenger RNA of Callithrix jacchus (white-tufted-ear marmoset), 3127 nucleotides long. It is a transcript of the gene OR2T6, whose product is annotated as olfactory receptor family 2 subfamily T member 6. Lineage: Eukaryota; Metazoa; Chordata; Mammalia; Primates; Cebidae. Gene Ontology annotation, cellular component: membrane. Gene Ontology annotation, molecular function: G protein-coupled receptor activity; olfactory receptor activity. The record is from RefSeq and is a predicted model, not a curated record. Gene Ontology annotation, biological process: G protein-coupled receptor signaling pathway.